UAUGUUGAAUAUUUUAUUUUGGUUUGUCAUUUUUAUAAUUAUUUUGACAUAAACUAUUUAAAGUAUAUUUGUAUACUUGUUUAAAAAUGAUAUUGGUAUUUUUAUUUGAUUUAAAAUUAAUUUUAUAUUAAUUUUUGGUGUCAAAUAAAAUACACUUUGAACAUUUAAGUGGAGAAGAAUUUCAAGAAUCCUUCUCACUUUUUCAAAUCAAUUGUUCGGCCAUGAUAUCUUUUAAAGGAACAAAAAAUUUCCUUGACUGAUAAUUGAGUGGAGCUAACUAUUUUGUCAUUUUGUUAAUGACAAAGUCAAAUUCAUAAUCACUUUGGAUUUUUUUUUCUUUGUAUUGCUUGCACGGCACUUUAGAAAAAAUUGAUAUAUGAGAAGAUUAUCAUCUUUGCAUAUGAGUGUGGUUUUCGGCCAUAAUUUUUCUAGAGAGAGAAAUAUUAGUUUGGUUCCAUUAAUAUCAUUUUGUGUAUAGAAAAUAUCUAUAAUAUUUUCUAAAUAUUAUUAGAAAUAUUUUCUAUAAGAAAUAUACAAGAUUAUUAUUAUCCCAAUUUUAAUCUUUAUAUUUUAUACUACUAUAAUCUUUACUAGCAUAAAGAUUGUGGUAGACUCCGGCGUUGUUCGUGUGUCAAAGUUAGAGACCGGACGCUUGAACGGUUACGUUUGCACUUUCAACGCUCUUCCUACGACUUCUUCUUGUUUACCGCUUACGGAGAAAGGAAGGGUGGUAUGCGAGUUGGAUCCCAAAUUUGGAUACCCAAGGUUUAAUCCAAUUUGCCCUCUCCCCCUGCUAGGCACGGAUUCAGCCACAUCUUCCACAUACUUGUCUAUUACAUAUGACGCCACGCAUGCUCUCUCUCCCCACUCCAUAGCACAUUCAACGGAGAACCUUUUGCAUCCAAAAGGCCAGCCUUCUGUACUCAAACUCGUUGGAAUUCCGUGAAGAACAAGGAUACGAUCAUAGAUGGCAUCACGAUUGAUCCAUUCUUCUGCCUCUAGAUUUCUUCUCUCCAAGCCAUCGCAUAUGACUGGAUGGAGAAAUGCUUGCUAUUUUUCAAGCGAGUCCAACAAAAUAGAUGACCCUUUUAAAGUUGAGGAAGCUGAAACUGUAAAUUUGCCUCCUAGAGAGAAGAUACUUGUGCUGGGUGGAAAUGGAUUUGUUGGCUCACAUAUGUGCAAAGAAGCCUUGGAGCGUGGCCUAGUCGUUUCUAGCCUUAACAGAACAGGCAGGCCAUCCAUACAAGAGCCAUGGGUAAACAAUGUGUCUUGGCACCAAGGAAACCUUCUCUCAAAUGAUUCCUGGAAAGAAGCACUAAAUGGAGUAGAUUCUGUUAUAUCGUGUGUAGGCGGCUUUGGCUCUAAUUCACACAUGUAUAAGAUCAAUGGAACAGCCAACAUAAAUGCUAUAAGAGCUGCUGCUGAAGAAGGAGUAAAAAGAUUUGUAUACAUUUCGGCUGCUGAUUUUGGCUUUGUGAAUUACCUACUACAAGGUUAUUAUGAGGGAAAGAGAGCUGCCGAAACUGAACUUUUGACCCGAUAUACCUAUGGAGGUGUGAUUUUGAGACCUGGAUUCAUCUAUGGAACUCGUCGUGUCGGGAGCAUGAAAUUGCCCCUUGGUGUAGUUGGUUCUCCUCUUGAAAUGGUUCUCCAACAUGCAAAAUCAUUGAACCAACUUCCUCUUGUGGGCCCUUUGCUCACUCCUCCCGUUAACGUCACUGCGGUGGCAAAAGUAGCCGUCAGAGCAGCUACCGAUACGGUCUUCCCUCCUGGAAUUGUCGAUGUCUAUGGCAUUCUACGUUACAGUCAACAGAAGUCUGUAUAGAAGGAGCUCUUCAUUAAGAGCAAUAAUGGUAACAGUUACCCUCCCACCCUUUUUUUCUUUUUCCAUGUCCCCCCUAGCAGCACAUGCAAUGUUAAUAAGUUGAUUUUUUUUUACUACUACCAGUAUUAUAAGGGGUAACUUUUUAUGGACAUGCAAAGUUAAUGAGUUGAUUUUUUACUACUACCAGAAUAUUGUUCUAUCUAUGUUAUGGUUUUUACUUGAUGGAUAAAAACACUUUUAUAGUACUAAAAUCACACAUGUUAUUAAUGGCCAGUACAUUGCACAAUUCAGGAAGGGGGACAUUGUUGAACCGGGUAAGUGGGAUGUUGCCCUAGUUUGUUGCAUGUUGGGAGCUAAUCCUUCAGUUCAAGUUAAAGGCUUUUUUUUCUCGCGAAUAUGGAAAAGAUGUG
Cuscuta campestris is the source of this 2235-nucleotide messenger RNA. The record is from the annotation of a GenBank genome assembly. Lineage: Eukaryota; Viridiplantae; Streptophyta; Magnoliopsida; Solanales; Convolvulaceae.